AAGGCUGCGCUCUGUAUCCCAGCUGUGAGGUGUGUGCCAGAGCCCGAGGACUGGGCUGUGUGUGGAGCACAGAGGAGGAGGCCUGCAGGCCAACAACUGCAGAGCCUGGUCCAGGUGAUAUGGUAGACAACGCCUUGAAAAAGUGUACUAUAGAGGGGCGUUGCAGCCCGUCCAUAAGGGAGCUGCGAGUGUCUCUGGGUCUGCGCCUCCUGUUGCCAUGUGUCCAGCUGUCUCCCAGGCCCUGUAGCUGGGAGCAUCCUCCCCACAGACACACCAGGCAGCACCACUCAGACCUGGAGGUGACUGUCACAGAGGACAGCCUGGGGAGAUACAUCUGCACAUGCCAGGAGGCGGGACAAGGUAGCAGAGACCCCACCCCCUGCCGCAGAGCAGCCUAUCAGCUGACACUAGAAGCCCCCAGUGUUGGAGGAACCAUGGCGACAGCAGGAGGCCGUCACGUCCUGGCCAUUUACAUCCUUUUCUUCAUCUUGGGUUUAAUGUUUGGUUUAUUUCUCCUCUACUUCGUGACCCACCGGCGCAGCAUUGCCCUCCAGGGUCACCACCUGCCAGAUAAUUCGCUGUCGUCAGAGAAGGGGCGGGACUUGCUGGGCUCCUCAGCCACGCCACAGUCCCCCAGCAGUGCCAGUCUGCUGUCCGAGGGAUUUAGAUUGACAGAAAAACGUAACGGGACGUCGAACACAAACACGACUACAACGCUCCUCAGCAACCAGGGGAAUGGUGGUCACCAUGGCAACAGCUACAACGGCACCCAGAUCCACAGCAACCCCAGCAAUGGCCAUGGGAAUGCCCUGUAUACCAACUGCAACACAAGUAGCAGCGGGCUUAAGUUCGCCUCCGAAAUAUUAGCUGCAGAUUUGCUGGAUGGAAGGACGGGGGAGAGGGAGAGGGGGAGGUCGGAGGGGGUUGAGAGGGAGUCGGGGGAGGGGGACGAGGUGGAUGAGGGACUGGGGGACGGGUUAGGGGAUGGAAUAAAAGGACUGGAGGAGGAGUUGGCCAGCUUUACCAUGUUUAAAUCACCAGCGCCGCUGGCUAAAUACCUGCACAGGUCCAAAGGACUGCUGAGCCAUAGACUAACCAGUCGGACUGCACCGGUUCUGAGCUUCAAACAGAAACGUCUGUCUGCUCACCGUCUGAAACUAAAGAACCAUGAAGAGCCCCUCAGAUGGUCUUUAGUGACCGUGUCCUGCUUACCCUGGACACUUAAGGAGGAUGAUAGGGUUCAGGGUCACCUAUCAGAUUUGUUUCAGUGUGGAAAGCUCAAGAUGCACAGCCGAUGUGUGACGACAGAUGAGGAACGCAGCCCGGCCAGCCAAUCAGACGCAGUCGCUUAG
This is a messenger RNA of Perca flavescens (yellow perch), 1352 nucleotides long. RefSeq lists its product as uncharacterized. Bases 120 to 1352 code for a protein of 410 amino acids. NCBI's taxonomy places the organism in Eukaryota, Metazoa, Chordata, Actinopteri, Perciformes, Percidae. The record is from RefSeq and is a predicted model, not a curated record. The transcript has 6 exons.